AUGAAAGUUGAGAACGUAAAAAGUAAAAGUAAAUUAGCUUCUCUUAAUUGUUUUCUUGAUAAAAAUGUGCUUAUUCGCGUUGGAAGACAAAUAACCAAUUCUAGUGUUAACGAUAACAUUAAACAUCCUAUUGUCCUCUCAUCUAAACAUCCCUUAACUUACAUGAUUGUAGAGUAUUUUCAUUUGAAAUAUUUGCAUGCAGGAUCCCAGACUUUGUUGUACCUAAUACGUCAAAGGUAUUGGUCGUUAAACGGUAUGAAAUUGUGCAGAUUGGUGAUACACAAUAGUGUCAUGUGCACAAAGAACAAAGAAAUUGUAGAGCAACAGUUGACGGACCAACUGCCUAAGGAACGCAUAGAACCUUCUCCUCCAUUUACGGUUACCGGCAUAGAUUUUUGCGGACCCUUUUACGUGAAAUUCAAAAGACAGAGGAAUUUCAUUGGCGCAGAUGCCGAGCUAAAACGACUUCUGAAAAUCGUAAUUUCUCCAGAUGAACAAUUGGUUCAAUAUUUCACGGAGGAAACAAUUGACUGGCAUUUUAACCCUCCAGGAUCUCCUAAUUUUGGAGGAUUGUACGAAGCCGGCGUAAAAUCCUUUAAGUAUCAUUUAAAACGCUUAGCCGGAAAUUCUUAUUUUACUCUGGAAGAAUUCAUUACAGUAUUAGCGGAAAUCGAAGGAGUUCUAAACUCCAGACCAUUGACUUCAUUGUCAGCUGAUUUUGAUAACUUUGAAACCCUAACCCCAGGGCAUUUCCUUAUUGAGAGCAUUUCCCAGGGCAUUUUCUUCCAUCGCAGAACCCCCACUACAGAUAUCAAUGAAAAUAGGCUUAGCAAGUGGGAAAAGGUUCCAGAUGCUCUCAGAGAAUCUGGAAGCUUUGGAAAAGAGAUUACUUAA
Molecule: messenger RNA, 894 nt
Organism: Stegodyphus dumicola
Lineage: Eukaryota; Metazoa; Arthropoda; Arachnida; Araneae; Eresidae
Source: RefSeq, a predicted model, not a curated record